This is a messenger RNA of Orbicella faveolata, 3729 nucleotides long. RefSeq lists its product as uncharacterized. NCBI's taxonomy places the organism in Eukaryota, Metazoa, Cnidaria, Anthozoa, Scleractinia, Merulinidae. The record is from RefSeq and is a predicted model, not a curated record.
AAUUUUGUCUUAAAGUGACAGAUCAAAGGGAGAAAUGAAGUAGUGAACUUUUCUGACUGUUGUAAAUGCUUCGUGUGUGUAAGAACAAAUCUACGCAGUUUAGGGGUUUAGAGCUUUUACAGCCUCAAGGCUCAAGUUGAAUUCCUGGAAACUUGACGACUGACGAGUCACUGGGCCGGAUCCCAUAUGUCACUGUCGUACUCUAAGAUCACUGUCAUGGUUUUUGAGUAACAAUGAUCUACCAGUAAAAUGCAUGUAGAAAUGUCUUAUUUCUAGUUUGGUUUUCAUGCACUCAGUCGCUCGCUUUACAACCCCAACCUCGUACCAGUUUCCCAGUAUAAGGACCUCGGUCGAAUUUAUAAGCUUUGGCAUGUAGGUCAUGUAACACGAAUGGAAUGAAUACGCUCUAGUUGGAGCGUUGGCGCACGCCUUUGACGCUGUUUAUUGGCAUUUGAGAGAAACUGUAAGCCAACCGUAACCUAGCACUGCAACUACUAUCGUAGAUAUUUCUCUAAUUACAAAGGGCCUGAGUCGCCUUGCUAAAAAUACAAACGCUUUUUCAGUUUUGGCAGAAACACUCAUUCCCGGCGGAAACUUGAAUUAGUUCAGUCUACUUUGUUUAAGAGAAGUAAAAAUUAUCUGAAAAUACGUUUUUAAAUCCGCCCAGCGUAUAUAGAGCGAGAGAGUUUAGUCUGCGGCUUGAGUCAAACGCUUCAUUAGCUGCAAUCAUCUCAAUCCUAAAACAAGAUAAUCGCUUGAGAAAGCACGAAUAGGAAACAGUUGUUACAACUAGCUAUAGGCAAUUAUUUCUAUACACUGAAACUGAUCCUGCUUCUUGUCCUGCAGUGGCGACAUCUUGUCUAACCCCAAAAUGUCCUCCCAUCGCUCCAUAUAUUCAUUGUUUCAGACGACAAUGCACCACCCCCCCUCCACCUGUUAUCAGCCUUCCCUUCUAAUAUAAACGACAGCCAAGUCAUCCGUAAAAUGCCAGUGAUCAAAUUUUCUUGACACUGUUCUGUCAAGCGAUAGUAAAUAGGAAAAGAAUCGCCAAGUUUCCCUCGUUGACUCUUUCAACAAUUGAUCAAGCGCAGUCUCGAAAUAAGAGGGCUUGAAAUCUGUGACGUCAUAAGAGACCUGUUUGUUGUGCGGUUGAGCGGGUUAUUAUCUAACUGAAGGGUUCGUGUUAAUUUAUUCAUAGAGAAAUGUUGUGAAAAGAAAUAUGGCGGACCCCUAAAACCUUCAGUAAAGCUCAAUUACAAUAGAGAUGAAUACUAUUCCAGUAAUUCCUGAAAGAUGACUCUUCCUUUCAAGCUUGUUUUUGUUGUAUUGCUGGAACUCUGCUCGUUUGUGGAAUAUGACUUGGCUCCAGUAUAUUACGUUAAGCGAAUUCCAGACACCGAGAUUCGAAUUCUAGGAACUGUUGGUAAUGUGCGGCAGGAAAGAAGUUCACUAGUCACCAGUUCGCCCGGGCUCCUCAUCGAAUCUGAAGCGUCGAUUGACCCAGCAUCCGUCAAAACCUUGAACAACAAUGUGGAGGAAAGCAAGAGAGAUGUAAGUCUUGAAGAGCUCUUGAAUGAUAACAGUCAGAAAAGAAACAAAAGGAUAAACAAAGAUAAAAAGAGCGUUGAAAAAGACACUCGCUUAAAGAAGUCUCCUAGGACAAGUAAAAAGUCACUACCUUCAACUCCUGAGCUCAAAUGGCCAUCAGGGACUUAUGGACUUCCUAAGCCAGUUGAUGGCUGUCCCAUGGCCGAUGGCUUCGAAUGGAAGACUGGGUACAGGUUUCACGACACUGAAGAUGAUGGAACGGAAAAUCAGCAUUCAGACAGUUUUCAUUUGGCCGGUGAAUUCAGCGAUGAAGGAAUAAAACAUGAAUUCUGCAUCAAGAUGGACGAAGAAGGCGGAGGAAGGUGGCCAGAUGGAAAAUACUGCAUCUACAAGAAAGGCUCAAGUUGUCCUACAGGUCUUGACGAGGGUUUUGUCAUAUGGGAUGACGAAAACAAAGACAACAAAAACUCCAGAGAAGGCGUGUUACCCGAGGGUCUUUUUAAUGAAGACACCAAGAUCUUUUUCUGUUGCAGCACAACUGGUUCUGCCAGCCAGGAAAUCGCUUUGCCGAACAAAGCUCCGUUCUUGUUAUUUGCCUAUGAUUCGAUACUUUGCCAGAAGGUGAAGGGAAUGAAUGUGGUCACAGAGUUCGUCAAAUUUGACGACGAGGACCGAGGCAAUAUUGAUUACGAGGGUGGCGAAUGUCCGUACGGCAUCCAUCGGGCGGAGAAAGAUCACAUGUUUUUUCUCUGCUACUACACGCCAGAGAAACAAAACGGCAGUCUGGUUUCAGGCCAUAAAAGUAAAGACUCCUCUUCUAGGAAGAUCCCUCUUAAAGAUGGAUCUAUAAAGCACAAGAAAAAACCGCAAGAAAAACAAGUUGACAAACUGGAGGAAUUGGAGAAACUGCGAAACUCAGAGAAAAUGAUGGAUGCAUUUCUUGCUAGCACUGCUCCACAUAACAAAGAAACGAAUAAAAAUGAGAGAACAAAGACAAUCAUAAAAACGAUCAGAGUCCCUGAACGAGAGAACACCACCUCAAUAGUCGUAACAACAGCUGGCAUAGUCCUUGGUAUCGUCGUAUUAGGAGCUGUGGUUGGUAUUGUGGUGAUAAAACAUAUUCGAUCAAACCGCGAUGGAAUCAAAGUAGAUUCACUGGAUGAACAAGUUUACACAGCUUCUUCGCGGAGAAGCAGCUUUACAACUUCAGAAGAUGAAGUGGAAUUAACUGAAGCGGAUUUUGAGGAUGAACUAGUCGAGGAUCAAUAUUUACCCUCUGACUCUGAACUUAAGUCAGGCUUAGAACUCAUGUUUCUAAAACAACAAAGACAUUAUUGGACAAGGAAAAAGAAGCCCUGAGAAAAGCAUGCUUCCGAAAUAGAAACAAACGUAGUCGAAUUCCCAAAGUGGAGCAUUCUAUGGACCACGUGUAAGGUCCCUUAUGGGAAGUGUUCCGUUAGUGGAAGAAGGUCACAAAUGUAGUGCUCACGUGUGGCCUAGACCAAGAUGUGCCUUUUCGAAAGGUUCCCUAAUUAUAUGUUAUUGUCGGACAUUCCAAAAACUCUUAGCAUCAAAAGAAUACCUAGACAUAGCUUAGUUGAAAAUCCAUACAAUGAUAGACUAACUUCACAUCUUCGAAUGCAUUCAAUAUUGUUAGCAUUGUUGGAGCUAGCUCAAGGCUCACAAGUGCAAACGUGAAUUUUAAAAUUGCGAAUUCUGUUGCACUUUUUGUUAUACAUUUUGUAACUUUUUCAUCAGAUUAGGCCAUUUCCAAGUUGCCUUUUGUCUCUGUGUCAAAACGAGUCUUCAGGCAAAACCAUUCAUAAGAAAACGUGUUCCGGCCAGAGGUCCUUUUUCAUACAAAUCAAACUCAUUUAAUAUGAAAUGUUUUGCACCAGGACUCGUUUUGAAACAGAGGCACAAGGUAUCUCGGAAAUGGCCUUUUGUUUCAUAGUCCGUCGUGAUUGCAGUGAUCGUACUCUGUAUGCUUUUGUUGCAUCACUGUAACUAUCAAGGCACGAAGUAAAACCAACAGUAGAUUAGAAAUACUCUCAGUUUUUGAAUAAAAAUAUAUAAAUUUAUCAAAGUAAUUCUCCAGGUUCCGUCUAUAGUUAUGAAGUACAUAUUAUUGUGCGGACGAACCAUUCUACAGCGGCCACCUUGUGAAUGAACAUGUUCGGG